Messenger RNA from Labrus bergylta (ballan wrasse), 1137 nucleotides. Lineage: Eukaryota; Metazoa; Chordata; Actinopteri; Labriformes; Labridae. The record is from RefSeq and is a predicted model, not a curated record.
AUGGACAACAUGAACUCGUUUGUGGAGUACUCCAUCUGUAACCGACCGGGCACUGGCGCUUAUUCUGCGCCUAAAUCUGGAUAUCACCACCACCACCUUCACCACCACCACCUUCCACUGGAGCAGCACCAGGGCUUCCCGGUGACCUCCGGUGCUUUCCACACAGCACCCACAGUCUCUGCAGCUUCCGUUAACAGCACGAGGACUGACAGCAGCACCGGGGGAGCGGGUUACACCGGGGACACGCGGCUGUACGUGGGAACCGGAGGGACAAAUGAGGCGAGCCAGCAUCACCACCAGCAUCACCAUCACGAACAGCAGCAGCAGCAGCAGCAGCAGACUCACAACGGCUACCAUCAUCAUCCUCACCUUCACCAGACACAAACCGGGAUAAUGUCUCCGUAUAACACCGGGAACACCGGUGCCUACGCAGGCCAGCCGUGCCAAACUAACUCGGAUUACUCCCCCACCACCGUGCACUCCCAGUACUUCAUGGAGGAGUCUGCGGCCUCCUCCUACUAUCAUCAAUCAUCCUUCCCCAGCGCGGCCCCCACAGUCGGGCCCAGCUACGGGGCCCUGGCCGGGGCCUACUGCGGGCCUCAGGGCGCUUUGGCCGGGCCCCAGUACCCCCAGCAGCUCGGUGGGGGUCUGGACGCAGCGGGCUACCUGGGACUCACACACGGGGGAGGAUACGGGGAGCUGCCGGCCUCCCAGGACCGAGAGAGGGGGGAAGAGGAGGGUCAGCAGGCCGGGCAGGGGCAGACCUUCGACUGGAUGAAGGUGAAGAGGAACCCGCCGAAAACAGCCAAAGCGGCAGACUUCGGCCUCGCGGGCGCACACAACAACGCCAUGCGCACAAACUUCAGCACGCGGCAGCUCACGGAGCUCGAGAAGGAGUUCCACUUCAGUAAAUACCUGACGCGCGCGCGACGCGUGGAGAUCGCAGCGACGCUCGAGCUCAACGAAACGCAGGUGAAGAUCUGGUUCCAGAACCGGAGGAUGAAGCAGAAGAAGCGCGAGCGGGAGGGCGCGUGCUCAUCCACGGCGCGCUCAUCUUCCUCCAACAAGGAGCUGGAGGACACGGACCAAUCCUCCGCGUCCACGUCACCGGGCGCGUCCCCGAGCUCAGAGACGUAG